AUGUCCUGUAUCCUGCAGCAACGCCGGCAGCAGCAGCAGCAGCAGCAGCAGCAGCAGCAGCAGCAACGGCAGCAACGGCCCAAGUCAGGAGCGGAGCUCGCAGCAGCUGCUGGUGCUGUGAGCCCAGCAGCAGCAGCAGCAGCAGCAGCAGCAGCAGCAACACACGGCAGCAACAGCGAGGCCGCGAACCAGAGGCAGAAACGCCGACUCGCAGCAGCAGCACAAGCAGCAGCUGCAGCAGCACUGCCAACAGCAGCAACAGCAGCAGCGUUAGCAGCAGCAGCAGCAGUAGUAGUUGCAACAGCAGCAACAGCAGCAAGACUAGCACCAGCACGAGCACAAGCAGGAGCAGCAGCACUUGCAGCAGCAGCAGCAGCAGCAGCAGCAGCAGCACUGACAGCAGCAGGAGGAACACUAACAGCAAGAGGAGCACUGGCAGCAGCGGAAGCCCCGGCCGCUGCACCAGCAGCAGCAGCAGCAGCUCCAGCAGCAGCAGCAGCAGCAGCAGCCGCAGCAGCAGCAGCAGCAGCAGCAGCAGCAGCAGGUACCUCUGCGCAGCCCUGA
This is a messenger RNA of Eimeria necatrix, 564 nucleotides long. RefSeq lists its product as hypothetical. The transcript has a single exon. Bases 1 to 564 code for a protein of 187 amino acids. The record is from RefSeq and is a predicted model, not a curated record. NCBI's taxonomy places the organism in Eukaryota, Apicomplexa, Conoidasida, Eucoccidiorida, Eimeriidae.